UCAAAGAUUGCAUUCGUUGGUUUUUUCCUUGUCUGUUUUGUUUUGCAGCCUGUCAUGUCCGACCACGGUCUUCUGACCACUGUGGCAUACAAACUUGGUCGGGACAAACCUGCCUGCUAUGCACUAGAGGGCUCUGUGGCUAUCGCAGGAGCGGUGGUUCGUUGGCUGCAGGACAAUCUCGGGAUCAUCGGAUCGUCUGAAGAGCUCGAGAAGUUGGCUGCGUCAGUCGGUACAUCCUACGGCUGUUAUUUUGUUCCUGCAUUUUCGGGUCUUUAUGCACCUUACUGGGAACCCAGCGCAAGAGGGAUCAUUUGUGGGUUAACUCAGUUUACUAAUAAGAGUCACGUUGCAUUUGCUGCACUGGAAGCUGUGUGUUUCCAGACGCGAGAGAUACUAGACGCCAUGAAUCAGGACAGCGGCAUCCCCCUGACUCAGCUCCAGGUGGACGGAGGAAUGACGUCCAACAGGCUGCUGAUGCAGCUGCAGGCAGACAUUCUCUGUAUUCCUGUUGUGAAGCCGUCCAUGCCUGAGACCACAGCUCUCGGCGCAGCGAUGGCGGCGGGAGCGGCAGAGGGGGUGAGCGUGUGGAGUCUGAGCCCGGAGGACCUGAGUGAAGUCACCUCCGAGA
This is a messenger RNA of Plectropomus leopardus (leopard coralgrouper), 628 nucleotides long. Lineage: Eukaryota; Metazoa; Chordata; Actinopteri; Perciformes; Serranidae. The record is from RefSeq and is a predicted model, not a curated record.